AUGGCUGAUAAGGAUUUCAUAAAGUGUUAUGUCUCAUUUGUAUGGAUGCUUUGUGUAAUAUUGCUCUCAACAACUAUUGUUGGUGCUUAUACUUUCAAUAAUAACUGUAGCUCUGUUGAGAGGGAAGCCUUGAUUUCCUUCAAACAAGGCUUAUCAGAUCCUUCUGCUCGUCUUUCUUCCUGGGUGGGUCACAAUUGUUGUCAAUGGCAUGGCAUAACCUGUAAUCUCAUUUCUGGAAAAGUCACCAAAAUUGAUCUACACAACUCAUUCAAAUCUACCAUUUCUACAUCCCUUACCAUUUCUGCAUCAUCUUCUACCAUUUCUCCAUCAUCUCUUAGGAUUAUGAUUAUUAGUGGGGGUUAUGAACAACCAUGGAAAGAUUCCGAGGAUUUUGUCCAAGUAUUCCAAAAGACUUGUUUGAGAGGGAAAAUGAGUUCUUCUCUACUUGAGCUCAAAUAUCUGAAUUAUCUGGACUUAAGUCUAAAUAAUUUUGAAGGUGCUCCAAUUCCAUAUUUUUUUGGGAUGCUCACGAGCCUAAGGUACCUCAACCUUUCUUUUGCAAAUUUUAGUGGACAAAUUCCCGUUUAUCUAGGAAAUUUAUCUAAUUUGAAUCAUCUAGAUCUUUCUACUUGGAAACUAGAGAAUUUCGAUUGGCCUAAUUUGCAUGUUGAAAACUUGCAAUGGAUUUCUGGUCUUUCUUCUCUUGAGUUCCUUAAUCUUGGAGGGUUUUGGACAACUUUCAAACUUAGUCACGUUCAGAAAUCACCAAAAUUCAUGGAAAAAUAUAACCAGAACAGAGACAGACUUAGUAAAUUUGACAAAGUUGGAGAUCUUUCACCUCUCGACAAAAAAUACACAAGAAUUUGUUUUCUCAACAUCUCAUGCGAUUGGAUUCCUCCAUUCAAACUGAAGGUUCUUUAUUUGGAAAAUUGUUUCAUUGGCCCACAGUUUCCAAUUUGGCUUCGAACUCAAACUCACCUUAUUGAGAUCACUCUCAGGAAUGUGGGGAUCUCAGGCUCUAUACCAUAUGAGUGGAUUUCUAACAUAUCUUCUCAAGUCACUAUAUUGGAUUUGUCCAACAACUUGCUCAAUAUGAGAUUGUCCCACAUAUUCAUCAUAUCUGAUCAAACUAAUUUUGUUGGUGAAAGUCAAAAGCUCCUCAAUGACUCAAUUCCCCUUCUUUAUCCCAAUCUAGUAUACUUGAAUCUACGAAACAACAAACUGUGGGGCCCUAUACCCUCAACUAUCAAUGAUUCCAUGCCCAAGUUGUUUGAAUUAGAUUUGUCUAAGAAUUACCUUAUUAAUGGUGCAAUUCCGUCGUCCAUUAAAACAAUGAAUCACCUUGGAGUAUUGUUAAUGUCAGACAACCAACUUUCAGGAGAGCUUUUUGAUGAUUGGAGUAGACUCAAAUCAAUGUUUGUUGUUGAUUUAGCCAACAAUAAUCUACACGGAAAAAUUCCAAGCACAAUAGGUCUAUCAACAUCGCUCAAUGUAUUAAAGUUAGAGAACAACAAUUUGCAUGGAGAAAUUCCGGAAUCCUUGCAGAAUUGUUCGCUACUCACGAGCAUUGAUCUUUCAGGAAAUAGAUUCUUAAACGGAAACUUGCCUUCAUGGAUAGGAGUAGUUGUGUCAGAGCUACGAUUGUUAAACCUGCGGUCUAAUAAUUUCAGCGGAACCAUUCCAAGACAAUGGUGCAAUCUUCUUUUUCUUCGUAUAUUUGAUCUAUCAAACAAUCGUCUUGUUGGAGAAGUUCCAAGUUGUUUGUAUAAUUGGACAUCUUUUGUCGAAGGCAACGAUGACAUUAUUGGAUUGGGAUAUUAUCAUGAGGGUAAGAAAACGUGGUAUUACUCGUUCGAAGAAAAGACAAGAUUGGUUAUGAAAGGUAUAGAGUCUGAAUACUACAAUAAAGUUCUCGAGCUUGUUCUGACAAUAGAUCUUUCAAGGAAUGAAUUGAGUGGUCAGAUUCCAAAUGAGAUAACAAAGCUCAUUCACUUGGUUACUCUAAACUUGUCUUGGAACGCUCUUGUGGGUACCAUUUCAGAAAGCAUUGGGGCCAUGAAAACUUUAGAAACACUGGAUCUCUCCCACAACCAUCUUUCUGGAAGGAUUCCCGAUAGCCUAACAUCUUUAAAUUUCUUGACACAUUUGAAUAUGUCAUUCAACAAUUUGACAGGAAGAAUACCGACGGGUAAUCAGCUUCAAACACUGGAAGACCCAUGGAUCUAUGAAGGCAAUCAUUAUCUAUGUGGGCCUCCUCUAAUUCGGAUCAAGUGUCCAGGUGAUGAGAGUUCAAGCAAUCUACCAAUUUCAACAAGUGAAGGAGAAGAAGAUGGCAAAGAAAAUGACUCGGCAAUGGUUGGCUUCUAUAUCAGUAUGGCAGUUGGUUUUCCAUUUGGCAUCAGCAUACUGUUGUUUACCAUUUGCACAAAUGAAGCGAGGAGAAUAUUCUACUUUGGCAUUGUGGAUCGUGUCAAUUAUAACAUACUCCAAACAAUUGCCUUUCUUACAAUUGGUCUGAGGAGAAUGAUUAUAUGGAGACGAUGA
This is a messenger RNA of Cucumis sativus (cucumber), 2544 nucleotides long. RefSeq names its product receptor-like protein EIX2. NCBI's taxonomy places the organism in Eukaryota, Viridiplantae, Streptophyta, Magnoliopsida, Cucurbitales, Cucurbitaceae. The transcript is spliced from 2 exons. The coding region runs from base 1 to 2544 and encodes 847 amino acids. The record is from RefSeq and is a predicted model, not a curated record. Gene Ontology annotation, molecular function: protein binding.